GGGCCCGGCCCCUCGCAGCCCCCGCCUCCUCCCCCGCCCCCGGGGCCGGGAGGAGCCAGCGCCGCGCCGAGGCAUGCCGGGCCCCUGGGCCGCGCCGCCGCCCAGGCCGGCUCGGCGGGGCCGGCAGUGAGCAGGCGGCAGGCGCCGCCGCCGCCGCCAUGAAGAGCCCCCAGGAGGCCGGGGAGCCGCCGCCGCCAGUUGACUGCAUCCAGCUGAAAGUGCCGGUCAUUCAGCAGUUGUACCACUGGGACUGCGGGCUAGCCUGCUCCAGGAUGGUGCUUCAGUACCUGAACCAUUUGGACAAUGAUGAAUUUCAGAAAGCCAUCCAGGAACUCCAGUUAACAAAGAGCAUCUGGACUAUUGACCUGGCCUACCUAAUGCGGCACUUUGGUGUUAAGCAUAAAUUUUGCACCCAGACGCUUGGAGUGGACAAGGGCUACAAAAAUCAGUCGUUUUACAGGAAGCACUUUGACACAGAAGAGAAUCGAGUGAACCAGCUCUUUGCACAAGCCAAAGCCUGCAAGGUGCUGGUGGAGAAGUGCACAGUAACUGUUCAAGACAUCCAAAAACACCUGUCCCAAGGUCAUGUAGCCAUUGUCCUAGUGAAUGCAGUCCUCCUAUUGUGUGAUCUUUGCUCAAGUCCUGUCAAAUACUGCUGCUUCCUCCCCAUUGGACAGAAGUGCUUCUGCAGGAAUCCCGACUACCAGGGCCAUUUCAUUGUGUUAUGUGGCUACAACAAAGCCUCAGGGAGUAUUUACUACAACAACCCUGCCUAUGCUGACCGAACAUGCUGCACCAGCAUCAGUAACUUUGAGGAAGCGAGGACAAGUUACGGCACUGAUGAAGAUAUUCUGUUCAUCUACACAGACAGCUGACGUCCACGCCUGAUACUUGUGGUCCUUUCCUGUGCAGCCUGCAUGGCAGCUGGCUGCUUGUCUCAGGACUCCCCCUGCAGAGACCUUCCUCCUGAAUUGCAGUGGGAUCUUAAACAAGGGAGGCUUUAUAGACAUUGAUAGGACUAUAUUGCAAUGCUGUCUUUACCUUUUUUUUCUGAUGAUGUAUCUGAUUUUGCAAUGUAUGUAUCCGUUUUUUGUUUGGGGUUUUUUUCCCCCCUCAUUUUCAACAUCGCAUAUUUGACAGCAGUUUUAAAAUACAGGCUCAGAGCCUUUGAGCUUAUUUUCAAAUUAAACACAUGAGAUAAAAAGCACCAAAUUUAUGAACUUUAACACCUGGUAAUACAUGCAUAGGUUUAGGUAAACAAAACCAGAAAAAAAAAAAAAAAAGAAAAUACCUGUUUCUCUCUCUCUGUCAAAGCAUCAAGGGUUUCUUCAUCCUAAAUCUAGGGAUUUGAGGUUCAGUGGGGUAUUAUGGAAGGAAAAAAUACUAACUUAAAUCACUUUUAAAUAACAAAAAAAUACCUUGCUGGCUCAUCAGUAUUGUCUGCAUUGUAGGAGUGAAACACAAUUACUUAAGGAAGCUUCCUAUGUACCAAAUUCACCUUACACAAAUUUAGCAUUUAUGCCACUAUAUUAAAUUUUGACUCGUAGUUCUUGGUAUUGUUCCUUGUACUACAAACUCGGUCUCUUUUAGCUAAAUCCUCUAGAAUGACUCCUCAGAGCUCUGUAUUGCCCCAAAAGUUUAAGUGAAGAUAUUUUAUUUGUACCUAGACGUUUUCAUUGCUCUUUUCAAAAACCUCUGAAUGUUAUGCCACCCACAUGGGCCAGUUUCCACAGACUCCAUUCUAAAUAUAAAAUAUAAACUUACUAAGCAAAUACAGAAAAUUAUCAUCCAUGCUAAUUAUAUUAAUUUUGUGUAUAAAUUAUAAAUACCUGACAGCAUAUACUGGAUUGUAACUAAAAUGCUGAAUCAUAAUUUGAGCCAAAUUUAGCUAUUGUUACUAGUUCAGUGACCUUCUAAGAAGAGCUGAAAUCAAUUAAGAAAAGAAGGAAUACAAAUGUCUCUGUUACAAGUAAGAGGCAGUAACUCAGACUUUUUAGCUCUUAUAAUACAGCUGUAUUUGGAUUAAGUUGGAGUUACUGUAUUCAGACAUGAUCAAAUGAAAUUUUUAGCAGCCCACACAUAAUCCUUUCAUGGGUUUAAUUACUUUGCUGAGGAGCACUGUUAAGUGUAAGAACCAAAUUCAUCCAUCACAAUUUCCUACAAGUCUUGAUCUCAAGUCCUGCCUACGUUGAAACGGGUAGAAAAAUCAAUACUGAUGUGACGCUAGCAAAAUUUUAUUUUGCACUUAAGACAGAGAUCCCACAUCUUUGGCAUGGUUUUAGGAAAAUUACUGUUCAAGUUCUGGAACUGCGUGGAAUAACAGUAAAAGGACAUUGUUACUUAGUAGUGGAAAUAAUACAUAGGAAUCUACUUUUUAGCAUGGUAGCAAUUUUUUCUUAGAGAAAAUAGUUUAUCAUCAGUUGACUUACUAAAAAGUAUCUGGAAAGUGUACAAUAAGUACACUUAAUAGAAUCAAGAGUGCUCCUUUGUACAAAGGCUAAAAAUAGUAACAGACAUUUCAAAAGCAGUAGCCUUUAAAAAGUUCCAAACAGAAAGUACGUGACAAAAAAUUUUCAGUAUAUCGAAUUUUGCUUAUCAUUGGUGAGGUUGGAAUACAUUCUGGCACUUAUACACGCAAAAUGAGUAAAAGUUAAGAUGUGAUUUGUGAGCAGUAGAACCAGUACAUUGCUGCCACCAGCAGUAUCCCAGAAAAAAGGUACAAAACCUAUUUACAAGAAAAGGCCUUCCCACUCCUCCACAGUCAGUCACCAGAAGGCUACUGAUCUGGGAAUUUUUAUGUCCAAGUCCAAAUUAAUGAUGUUUGAUUUAGAGAGACUGUAUUAGCUAUGUUACUAAUUAACAGGUAUGUAAAUUACAGGUUGAUAGAGUACGUCCUUAACCCGUUCAUUUUCAGGUAGGUAGUUCAUUCCAUACCAUUAAAUUGCCAAAGGAUUAAUUUUAGAGCAGGCUUGGUUAGCUAAAUAAAAACAAUUCUUACAAUAGGCUUGUAAUUGACAUUUAGCCUCUUACUGGUUCAGUUAUCCAAAUGCAAAUCUUGAGCUUAUACAUAAAACAUGAACUUAAGGGCAUGCUUAAGUGUUCUGAAGUGCACAGAUAGGUAUAACAAUAUUGACUAUUAAAUGUUUGGUACCCAGGGUUUAAAUACUUCAACAAAACUGAAAGAUAAAGAAACAAAGCUGUUUAAGCUAAUGCAGACAAAAGGAGAGCUUCACCAUUGCAUCAGGAUCUCUUGCAGCCGCCAAAUGGAAGAUGGCUAUGAGAGAUGAAAACAUGAGGAAGAACCAAAAGCCAAGUGAAAAGACUGAGUAUUUAUAUGACACAAAUUCAGAUUAAAAAGAAGCUCUCUGCGCAAGCAUUCAGAACGUCCGCAUUUUCUGAAACUGUUUUCCAUUACAACAUUGUCUAUCAAAAUACUCAUUCUGAAAAUGUUUUGUCACUUUGUUUCCUUCAUGAUGUCAAUAGCAAAGGAAGGGGUAUUUUACAUGCAGGGAUUUUAUACAUAAAUAUAUUUUUAUUUGUAAUUAAGCCAUUCUCAAUAAAGGUUUAAAGUCACAGAUAACCCUGUAUCAAUGUAGUGAGUGCAUUUAUUAACUAGCUUAUUAUGAAAAAUGCUGGAAAAAUCUUUAGAGGACGUUAUAUACUUAAUGGCAAUGGCAUAGAUGAAAUUUUAAUUUGGAAAAAAUUAUCUAAGAGUUCAAAUAUUUAUUUCAGCUAUAAAUUCAUAGUUGCUAGUCUGUAAAUUGUAGUCAUUCUGCACUUCCUGAACACAUACUGCAUCACCUGAAUCAUACAAAACAAAAUUUCAAUACACAUCAGUAGCUGAGAACAGCAAAUGUGCUGCUAUUAUGUAUGUUCAACAGCUGUUUUGUGUACUCUGCAACCACCAAGUAUCCUACUGGAGUGCAGCUCCAGGGAAGUAGUUUUUGUUACCCAUCCUGAUCCCUAAUAGCAUCUCCAUGGCUUUCUGUUCACAAUGAAAAGUAAGGCAACUGCACCAGCUUUGCCUGUGCUUUAGCUGGCGUUUCUAUUUUUGCCUCACAACGCAGCACUGAGCUUCUGAAGAUAUUAAAAGCAUCUGUCUGCAGCACUACUUUUGCACCUCAUGGAGCCCAUCAAAGACAUUGGUUGAACUGUGGCUGUAAUAUGUAGCAUAAAGUGAAACAAAGAACCAGUGGUCUUGCUUUACAGCACCCACAAAUCUUCAAACAACUAGGACAUGUCUGGCACGUUACUUAGCUCUAACAUCAAAUAGUUCAUAAUUUAAAAAAAAACAAAACCAAAAGAGAUGAAAACAAUUUAUGCCUCCUUUCCCCCUAAAGUGUGCAUUUGGGUAGAGGGUAAAAACUGGAAAGCAGAAGUAAAUGAUUAUAUAUAAACUUUUAUGUCCUCUGAACCCAUCAUUUCCACCAAACUAUAUCACAGUACU
Molecule: messenger RNA, 4447 nt
Organism: Chroicocephalus ridibundus (black-headed gull)
Lineage: Eukaryota; Metazoa; Chordata; Aves; Charadriiformes; Laridae
Gene: GUCD1
Product: guanylyl cyclase domain containing 1
Exons: 6
Coding region: 159-875 (238 amino acids)
Source: RefSeq, a predicted model, not a curated record